AUGAAAGUCUUUCAGUCUCUCAACUGCGUUGUCUGCAAGUUGCCAUUUGCUCGAAAGGCCAACGAGGCUCGAUCACCACGACCUUUAGACUGCGGAUCGGCGAUGUGUCACGAAUGUUUCGAGAAGGAGAGGCGGUUGGCGAAAGAGAAGAGGGAACAUCAAUGUGUUCGGAAACAGUGCUUUAACAAUGCCAAUUUUGCAUUUUACCUGAUUGAUGUUCUAUCGCAAGAAGAUUCCUUGACACUUUCACCUUUGGGAGAUGGUUAUUUGCUUGUCAAGAAAUUGACUUUGAAAGAGGAAAACUCUAAGAGCAUUUCGACAUUUGGAGAAGCGAAGAAGACACUUGAAAAAUGCGCGAAGCUGAGGGAGGACUUUGAGACGAUUUCGGAGAAACUCAUGCCUCAUUUGCGUCGAUAUGAGACGAAAGUCAAGACAUUGACUGAAAGAAUUGACAAAGAUGACUAUCAAGGACUUAAAGAUGGAUUUGAAGAG
Messenger RNA from Mesorhabditis belari, 492 nucleotides. Lineage: Eukaryota; Metazoa; Nematoda; Chromadorea; Rhabditida; Rhabditidae. The record is from the annotation of a GenBank genome assembly.